Saccostrea echinata is the source of this 1197-nucleotide messenger RNA. RefSeq lists its product as uncharacterized. The record is from RefSeq and is a predicted model, not a curated record. NCBI's taxonomy places the organism in Eukaryota, Metazoa, Mollusca, Bivalvia, Ostreida, Ostreidae. The transcript has 7 exons. The coding region runs from base 1 to 1197 and encodes 398 amino acids.
AUGGACUUAUCAACAACAGAAUUUGGAGCUGCCAUGAAAAAAGAAUGUUUUCAUUUUGAGGAUGUAUUCACUUUUAUAAAUCAUGGUUCCUAUGGUGCGGUUCCUUUGCAAAUACGUGAAAAACAAAAACAAUUAUUGGACGAGUUAAAUGACAACCCGGACUUAUUCUUCAGACAAAAGGAGUUUGAGCUCUACAUCAGGGCUAGAGAUGCAGCGGCAAAAUUUGUAGGAGCGGAUCCAGAAAAUUUAGUUUUUGUACAAAAUACUACAACAGGUGUCAACAGUGUACUGAAGUCAUUGUCAUGGCAGAGAGGUGAUGAAAUCUUAGCGACUGUAUCCACCUAUAAGGCUGUAGCCAACGCCUGUCGACAAGCGGCGGAAGUUUUGGCGGGAGGAGAAAUUCGUCAAUUUGAUAUCAGGUUCCCAAUCAAAGAUGAACAAGAAGUGGUGGAAAGUAUGACAAAUCAUCUUGACAAAUACCCAAAGAUUCGAUUGGCCGUUAUAGACCACAUCUCCAGCACUACAGCACUUGUAUUCCCUUUGAAGAAAAUGAUAGCAGAAUGUAGAAAAAGAGGCGUACUAGUUUUAAUUGACGGUGCGCACGCCCCGGGGCAUGUAGAAAUCAAUCUAGAAGAAUUACAGGCCGAUUUCUACACAGGAAGCUUCCACAAAUGGUUGUAUGCACCCCGCGGCUGUGCAAUACUUUGGAUCUCAAAACAACACCAGGAUUGGUGUACUCCUCUUGUGACGUCAAACAAUUAUAAAAAGGGCGUUCAGCUGGAAUACUUCAUACAAGGAUUACGUGACAAUAUACCAUAUUUGAUAGUACCAGAUUUACUGAAAUUUUACAGAGAUAUCGGAGGAAUGGAAAGAAUUCAUAAAUACACUGGACCUCUCCUGGAGAAGGCGUGUUCCAUGGUCGCGGAGCGACUGGGGACUACGACACCAGAAAUACCGAAAUCAAUGACGGCUCCCAACAUGAGACUGGUCUUAUUGCCAGUAUAUAAAGGAUACACAGAGGGAACAAAUGAAGUGGCAGAUGAAUUGCUACUGCACAUAAUGACCAAUUACAGACUUCAUUGUGCAGUAUGCCAAGCACAAGGACAGCUGUACCUCAGACUCUCUGCCAACAUAUACAACGAACUCUCCGAUUAUGAAAAAGCUGCUCACAUUCUGUGUAAUUUACCCCGAGAUUAA